CUAUGAAUCACGUGACCCCGUCAUUGAGGCAGGCGGAAAUGAAAGUUAACCAGCAAGCGGUACCAGAGGACCACAGCUGAAAAAGGUAUUUAUGAGAAAAUAAACGAAAUACAUUGCCAGCAAUGUCAAGUAAAAUAGUGUUGUAGAAAACAUAUCUUAAAUAGUACGCAUUUAUCUAACUACGUUUACGAGAAAAUGUGGCUGUCAUGUCCUUAUGCCUACACAAAGCUGUUGGCUAGCAUUAAAAUAGCUCACCAUCUUCCGUGUUUUGUUUUUGUGCGCAGGGUAUUUAAAUAAGGAGGCAAUGAGCCAAUUUGAGGUUUUGAUGUGUACAGUUAAUCGAUGUAAAUUGAGCUAGUAGUUAGCAGCAAAUGCGAUGUCUCACCCUGUGCAUCUUACACGCAGUAAAUGUUGAGUAAAUGUUUGUUGGGAUGACACCAAAGAUGGUGGAUAAAUGAGGAUAGUUCACACCGUUCGUUUACCAUUGAAAAAAUUGUCAGUGUUCCUGUCUACUUAAGGGGGUGGCCCUCCCAUAGACACCAAUGCGAUAACAGCUGUGUCUGGUCUACGUAGUUCAUUGUAAUGACUGUAGGAUAAUUGACUUCCAUUGAAACAGAACAAAUGAGGGAGUGGGAUGUCUCGCAUCCUCUUCCGUCUCUGAUAACACUGCUUAGCUAGCUUGCUAACGAUAGCUAGCUACAGGCUAAUCAUUAACCAUCGUUUAGCUAGCUAAUGUUCUUUCACCAUCAUCAGUGGUUAAAGGUGCAAUAUGCAGAAAUCGCUCAGCCUUUCCUGGUUGCUGAAAUUCAAAUAGUUCGCCUAAUUUCAGUUAUGUGACAAACCAAGCAGUGUAGAGAAUCAUUGUACCAUCUAAAUCAUUGUAAAAUAUAUUCUCAAUAACCAAAAAAAUUGCGGGUGUACAAAACCUAAAGUAAAAGAAGCAAAAACGAAAUUUAAGAACGGCAAGCAUAGAAAUAGCCACAUAGAACAGAUCUACCGCUUCUUAGACUUGCUUUCAAUGAGAAUGACAUAUCUAUAACUAUGUGAGUUUGGUCAGGCCGCCCAAAAAGUGACAUGUUGCAGCUUUAAAUUGCAGGGUGAUUCACAAGGACUUGGCAACGAUCCAAGUUAUUGGCUAAGAGAUAUCAAACCUUAUCAGACUAGCCCUGCACUUAUGUAUGUGAUAGCUAACUAGUUAACGGUUAGCCAGCAGAUCUGACCUGCUUGCUUACAGCUGCACUAGGGUCAGACAGGCUUCCUGUGUAAAAAAAAAAAAAUUGGUCAUUUAGCAGACGCUCUUAUCCAGAGCGACUUACAGGAGCAAUUAGGGUUAAGUGCCUUGCUCAAGGGCACAUCGACAGGUUUUUCACCUAGUCGGCUCCGGGAUUAGAACCAGCGACCUUUCGGUUACUGGCACAACGCUCUUAACCACUAAGCUACCUGCCGCCCCAGUGUAGAUUAAGACACAGCAUAGCUGGCAUGAGAUAUGUCUUGGAAAACAUACCUCAAUCCAGGGAGGAGAAAUGCAUUGUACUCCGAUUAUGUCCCAUAAUCCCAAUUUUUACACCGGCUCCGUGGUGUCUUAAUCUACACAGGAAGUCUGUCCCUAGUGCAGCUGUAAGCAAGUGGAUCGGAUCUGCUGGCUUGUUAACAGUUUUGUUAGCUAGCUACAGUCAUUUUUUGGGGGUAACAUUUAUGCUGGACCGAAGAUGUCUAUUGUAGGACGUGAUAACACCCAGAUAUGACUUGAAAGUCGAAACUAUUCAAGCUAUUAAUGUCUCCUAUGACUAUUUCAUAGAGCAGGGGUUCCCAAACUUUUUCACUCAGGCCCCCCUUCCAGAAUUGGGGAACAUCCCGUGCCCCACGUGCGCCCCACGUUUAUUUCUAUGGGCACAAGCACUGUUCGUGACACAAACUGUUCACACCCCUCUUGUUGGCUGAGAGAAAAUGUUGCAGGUUUAAAGCUUAUUUCCUGCAAUUCUGCACAUUUUGUCAUGGGGUGCAGAGAAAAUGUUGCUGUUUUAAAGAGAAUUUUCUUGCAAUUCUAUAAAUUUGCCAUGUAUUCAUGUGAUACUUGAGUGACUCGAACAUUACUACAAAAUCUAUGGGCUAAAAAACCUAGCUGACAUGGGCUAGUUGAUCUGGGUAUUUCUGACAAGUUCUAAAUAUCUCUCUAAAGUAUGCAAUGACUGACAUAAUAAGGGAAACUGAUGACGCACUACCCAAUUUCGAAAUUGCACUGUGUGCAUUUUACUAUUACAACUUUCAAGAAAGCCAGACUGAUAAGUGUUCAAUUGGUUGAGAGCUGGUGACUGAGACGGCCAUGGCAUAUGGUUUACAUCUUUUUCAUGCUCAUCAAACCAUUCAGUGACCACUCGUGCCCUGUGGAUGAAAGCAUUGUCAUCCUAUGGGGACAUAGCCAUGGUAGUAAACAUUGUUUUUUAUACAUAAACCUAACCAUGUUAAUUGCUUAAUUAACUCAGGAACCACACCUGUGUGAAAGCACCUGCUUUCAAUAUCCCUCAUUUACUCAAGUGUUUCCAUUAUUUUGGUAGUUACCUGUAGCUAUUGUAUGAUCAUUUGGCUGUAGUGUAGAUGGCAUUGGUGAGUGGCAUUGGCAUGAUAUUGCUGGCCAAGUCAUGUCUGUUGUAAGGAUUCAUGAGAUUUGCUAUUUUACUAAAUGUAUGUACAGUGCUUUCGGAAAGUAUUCAGACCCCUUGACUUUUUCCACAUUUUGUUACGUUACAGCCUUAUUCAAAAAUAUAUUAAAUUGUUAUUUUUCCUCAUCAAUCUACACACUACCCCAUAAUGACAAAGCAAAAACAGUUUUUUUAGAAAUGUUUGCAAAUUUCUUAAAAAUAAAAACGGAAAUAUCACAUUUACAUAAGUAUUCAGACCCUUUAUUCAGUACUUUUUUGAAGCACCUUUGGCAGCGAUUACAGCCUCGAGUCUUCUUGGGUAUGACGCUACAAGCUAGGCACACCUGUAUUUGGGGAGUUUCUCCCAUUCUUCUCUGCAGAUCCUCUCAAGCUCUGUCAGGUUGGAUGGGGAGCGUCGCUGCACACCUAUUUUCAGGUCUCUCCAGAGAUGUUCGAUCGGGAUACAAGUCCAGGCUCUGGCUGGGCCACUCAAGGACUUUCAGAGACUUAUCCAGAAGCCACUCCUGCAUUUUCUUGGCUGUGUGCUUAGGGUCCUGAACUUUCGCCCCAGUCUGAGGUCCUGAGCGCUCUGGAGCAGGUUUUCAUCAAGGAUCUCUCUGUACUUUGCGCCGUUCAUCUGUCCCUCGAUCCUGACUAGUCUCCCAGUCCCUGCUGCUGAAAAACAUCCCCACAGCAUGAUGCUGCCACCACCAUGCUUCACCGGUUUCCUCCAGACAUGACGCUCGGCAUUUAAGCCAAAGAGUUCAAUAUUGGUUUCAUCAGACCAGACAAUCUUGUUUCUCAUGGUCUGCGAGUCCUUUAGAUGCCUUUUGGCAAACUCCAAGCGGGCUGUCAUGAGCCUUUUACUGAGGAGUGGCUUCCGACUGGCCACUACCAUAAAGGCCUGAUUGGUGGAGUGCUGCAGAGAUGGUUGUCCUUCUGGAAGGUUCUCCCAUCUCCACAGAGGAACUGUGGAGCUCGGUCUCCCGAUUGCUCAGUUUGGCCGGGUGGCCAGCUCUAGGAAGAGUCUUAGUGGUUCCAAACUUCUUCCAUUUCAGAAUGGUUGAGGCCACUGUGUUCUUGGAGACGUUCAAUGCUGCAGACAUUUUUUGGUACCCUUCCCCAGAUCUAUGCCUCGACACAAUCCUGUCUCGGAGCUCUACAGAUAAUUCCUUCGACCUCAUGGCUUGGUUUUUGCUCUGACAUGCACUGUCAACUAUGGGACCUUAUAUAGACAGGUGUGUGCCUUUCCAAAUCAUCUCCAAUCAAUAGAAUUUACCACAGGUGGACUCCAAUUAAGUUGUAGAAACAUCUCAAGGAUGAUAGAUGGAAACAGGAUGCACCUGAGCUCAAUUUUGAGUCUCAUAGCAACGGUUCUGAAUACUUAUGUAAGUAAGUUAUUUCAGUUUUUUAUUUGUAAUACAUUUGCUAAAAAAAAUAACCUGUUUUCGCUUUGUCAUUAUGGGGUAUUGUGUGUAGAUUGAUGAGGAUUUUGUUUAAUUUAAUCCAUUUCAGAAUAAGGCUGUAAUGUAACAAAAAGUGGGAAAAGUCAAGGGGUCUGAAUACUUUCCCGAAUGCACUGUAUGUUGUUGUCCACAGUGUGUGUUGGAAAGGAGGUUACACAGGGGAAAUAGAUAGCUAGCAAUUUUUUUGUAUUGCAGUGUGUGAUUUACUUCACAGUUUGCUGUGUCAUGUCAGUUAUGUGUGUUCUCUAAUUGUGCCUGUGUGUUUCUCAAGGCUGUGAUGUCAUGGCAUCAGCCAGUGUGACAAGACCUGGCAAUGUCCAUACCACAGGGAAAUCACAGUUGACCUUGAAAGGUAAUAAGCAACUUUUAAUUCCUCUCAUCUAUCACGUCCUCUUGUAACGUCCUCUAAUACUCAUCCUCCUCUUCCCUGUGUCUGUGUCAAUUUCUCUUAGACUCAUGACAACCUGAACCAUCCCAAGCUAUUAUUGUCCCACUUUCAUCUUUCAGCCUCCAUUGUUAUUCCACUUUUCCAUUUGUUCUCCCUGCACUUUAUUACUCUAUUUCCUCUCUCUCUUUUCCUCAGUUAAUAUUUCAUGCACUACUACGCUGUCACCCAUCACUCGCUCCCCCGCUCGUAUAAAAUCAGAUGAAACAGGUUUAAUUCACCUCGACAGUUUUAAAUAAUUGUAAUAUUUCAGGUCUAUCCUCCCUAUUGAUAAGAUUCAGCAGUAUCCUAACAGUUAUUCUGCCCAUGUUUUCCUUAGCGGAUAUUUAAUUAAGUUCAAUGUUCAUUCUGACAUGGAUAGCCCAUGUAGCCUGAACGUUUUGACAUUUUGCUGGCAAAGUGAGCAUCACAGUAAUAUGGAACAAACAACACAUUUCUGAACAGAAGGACACUGUGCCUAAACUACCACCCUGUUUGCCUGUUUCAGCUAGAGGGCAGCAUUUGCAUUUUAGUGUUUGCUUGUCAUACAGUUAAAAAUCCAGAGUUGCUGUAAUAAGGAUUUGUAUUACAAACUGUAGGUUAGUGAAUGGCUGGGGUUGGUGUACAACAGUAGUCUUUAUUAUGUUCAACAAUUGUUUAUAUGUUUUCUUCACCCAGUGGUCUCAGCAAAGCCUCAGUCACCCAAGCUGCCCACCCGCUCCAGACUCAGCUCUUUUGUGGAGGUGACUGCAGAUGGCCUGACUAGUGAAACCAAGAAAACGGGCAAACGCACUGGACACCUUGAGCUACAGUGGAACGAGGACCUGACCCUGUGAGCCCCCCCCCUUAUCUCAACCUCACUCUGUUCUAGAUGCUUGUAUGUUGUUUAGAGUGUGUGUGUAAUGUAGGCCUAUUUGACUGUGUAUCUGAUUUUGACUUGUGUGUUGUAUAGGAAUGUGACGCCUCAGAGCCGGUUAGAUCUUAAGUUGUGGAGCUGCCACACCUUGAGGAAGGAGUUGCUGGGGAGUGCCUCCAUUGACCUGCUAGACACUCUGCGUACACAUGAUGGCAAGAGUAAGACAAUAAAAGUUAAUUUUUAGAUAAGUCAUUGUCCAUGGAUAGUUGGCAGGACACCCAGUCAUGCUUCUAUUUUAUUCUAUCUAGUUUAAAAUAUUUAGGGUUACCCUCUACCGAACUGCAAGAUCAAGUUUACAAUUGUGAACAUGUAAGAAGAAGAGAAAGAACUUUGGUUUUCUAUAUGCAGUUGAUAGACCACUGCUCUUCAAUAACCUAUCUCUUAUCAUCUAUCUUACUUUUCCCAAAUCCUUCAUUUUCUUUUUCUUUCGUUUUCCCUCUCUCCAUCCCACACUUCCCCCUUUCCCUCCAGUGGAGAAUCUGCAGCUCAGUCUGGUCUUGCAGACAGAGAACAAAGGCUCACUUGUAGCAGGAGGCGAGCUGAACGUCUGUCUGGAUGGCCUGGUUGUUGAUCUGGGAUCUUUGCCCAAUGGCAGCACAGCAACAGACAGUGAGUCCCGCCUUGCAACACACGCACAGAUUAACACUUACAAAAGAGUACACACUAUUUUUUUAUGCUAACAAAAUCUUCCCACACGCUUUCUGUCUUUCUCGCAUUCUGUCUCUUGCUCGCUGGUAUAUAUUCACACACAUUACAGUUAGUGACGUGUGUGAGGACUUAUGCUUUUCAGACUCCACCCAAGCAAGUAGUGUGGGGCUCAUUUGGAAAAAGCCAAAGAGUGUACUUUGUGAUGUUGUGGUGGAGUCUUUAAUGUGAUGGAAUAGGAGUAUUUUGAGCCAUCAUGUUACUAGUGUGCAAGUUUGCACACAGUCUUUCACAUGUUGAGACAAAGACCAAGGAGUUUUAUGUGGCUAUUUGACAAUUACCGCUUUCCAAAUUUGCAUGUAGGCCUAGUUGAUACUAUUGCUAAAUGUCCACUAUUUUGGUAUUUGGUAUUUUAUUAGGAUUCCCAUUAGCUGUUGCAAAAGCAACAGCUACUCUUCCUGGGGUCCACAUGAAACAUGACAUAAUACAGAACAUUAAUAGACAAGAACAGCUGAAGGACAGAACUACAUACAUAAAAAAUAAAAAAGGCACAUGUAGCCUAUAUAUCGAUACAUACACACAAACUAUCUAGGUCAAAUAGGGGAGAGGCGUUGUGCCGUGACGUGUUGCUUUAUCUGUUUUUUGAAACCAGGUUUGCUGUUUAUUUGAGAUGUACCGGAGUUCCAUGCAAUAAUGGCUCUAUAUAAUACUGUACGCUUUCUUGAAUUUGUUCUGGAUUUGGGGACUGUGAAAAGACCCCUGGUGGCUUGUCUGGUGGGGUAAGUGUGUGUGUCAGAGAUGUGUGUAACUUGACUAUGCAAACAAUUUGGGAUUUUCAUUAAUGUUUCUUAUAAAAAUAAGAAGUGAUGCAGUCAGUCUCUCCUCAACUCUUAGCCAAGAGAGACUGGCAAGCAUAGUAUUUAUAUCAGACCUCUGAUUACAAUGAAGAGCAAGACGUGCCGCUCUGUUUUGGGCCAGCUGCAGCUUAACUAGGUCUUUCCUUGUAGCACUGGACCACACGACUGGACAAUAAUCAAGAUUAGACAAAACUAGAGCAUGCAGAACUUGCUUUUUGGAGUGUGGUGUCAAAAAAGCAGAGUGUCUCUUUAUUACGGACAGACCUCUCCCCAUCUUUACAACCAUUGAAUCUAUAUAACUUGUGGACACAGAAACAUAAUUCGAUGUUAACUUUUUAGUCUCAUCGUGACGCCGGCGCGUUUUGGACUUCUAACCCCUUUAAAACAUUGUGUUUGAGCUACAGACUUCUGGGUUGUACUAUUGGAUUCGUCUAGACCAACAAUUAGUCUGUGUGAUUAAUGGGGGCUGAGCUAGAGCGGUGUUUGUGAGACAAGGGCAGAUCCCGAAGGGGCCCGGCCAGAUCUUUUUACAAAAGCAUCUGUAGAGUCCGAAUGGUUUCAGCUACAAACUAUUAAAAGAUAUCUAAAAGCUGAGACUCUCACGAACACACACAUAACAUGUUUUGCUCUAAAGCUACACAAGAGUCCUUAGAAGGUAAGGGGUUCUUCUACAUAGAAUAUCAUAGGAAAUCCCAAUACAUAGUGUCUAUAAUACUGUAAUAAGCUCACAUAGUUGGUGUCACAAACGCCACACAGUUGUCUCUGACUAGUUGGAUAUUCAUUUCCCACUGAGCAAACAAUAUCUGUAUUUUCAGCAUUCAUAUAAAUUCAUUUUUAUCGCGUUUUUGCUUUGUCUGACCUUAUUUUUCUUAUUGCAACUGUUUAUGUGAAAUUAUUUUGUUUAUACUUGUAGCCCUGGUUGUCCUGAAAAGAAAAUGGUUAAACACUUAAUUGUGAGGCUAAAUGUAAGGGCUGCACAUGCAGAUGAAUGAAAGUCCGAUUUUGAAACGCAGAUUUUUGCUGUGGUUUCGGAACUGAUAGGGUUAACGACAGUGAUAUGUAUUUUGUGUUGUCAAUACUUUACUGCACGUAUACAAACAAGUGGUGAAAAAGCCAAUCCAAACAGUUCAACAGCAUCUUCAGUUUACAAACAGCAAACAAAUAUACUUUUGUGAGACAAAGAUUGGACUUUCCUCUUGAGUUUAUGUUAAACGUGGUGUUUUUAAUGAAUAACAACCCAUUAAACUGACUUAUAGGGGUGGCUUGAGUUUCUCAGUUCUUGCAUCGCUCAUCUGUGUAUGAAAUAACACACAAGCCUUUUCAUUCCGAAUCACAGAGCCAGAGUGUUUCCUAGUGAAUGAACACAGCAGAAGUCAGGGUUGGGUUUCUGAGCAUAUGGUUCAUAAAUGUGUAUCUUUGUGUGUGUUUAUAUAUAUGUGUGUAUAUAUACAUACAUACAGUGAGGGAAAAAAGUAUUUGAUCCCCUGCUGAUUUUGUACAUUUGCCCACUGACAAAUACAUGAUCAGUCUAUAGACCCACUCUUUGCAGAUCUUCUCCAAAUCAUUAAGGUUUCGAGGCUGACGUUUGGCAACUCGAACCUUCAGCUCCCUCCACAGAUGUUCUAUGGGAUUAAGGUCUGGAGACUGGCUAGGCCACUCCAGGACCUUAAUGUGCUUCUUCUUGAGCCACUCCUUUGUUGCCUUGGCCGUGUGUUUUGGGUCAUUGUCAUGCUGGAAUACCCAUCCACGACCCAUUUUCAAUGCCCUGGCUGAGGGAAGGAGGUUCUCACCCAAGAUUUGACGGUACAUGGCCCCGUCCAUCGUCCCUUUGAUGCGGUGAAGUUGUCCUGUCCCCUUAGCAGAAAAACACCCCCAAAGCAUAAUGUUUCCACCUCCAUGUUUGACGGUGGGGAUGGUGUUCUUGGGGUCAUAGGCAGCAUUCCUCCUCCUCCAAACACGUUGAGUUGAUGCCAAAGAGCUCGAUUUUGGUCUCAUCUGACCACAACACUUUCACCCAGUUCUACUCUGAAUCAUUCAGAUGUUCAUUGGCAAACUUCAGAUGGGCCUGUAUUUGUGCUUUCUUGAGCAUUAGGACCUUGCGGGCGCUGCAGGAUUUCAGUCCUUCACGGCGUAGUGUGUUACCAAUUGUUUUCUUGGUGACUAUGGUCCCAGCUGCCUUGAGAUCAUUGACAAGAUCCUCCCGUGUAGUUCUGGGCUGAUUCCUCACCGUUCUCAUGAUCAUUGCAACUCCACGAGGUGAGAUCUUGCAUGGAGCCCCAGGCCGAGGGAGAUUGACAGUCCUUUUUGUGUUUCUUCCAUUUGCGAAUAAUCGCACCAACUGUUGUCACCUUCUCACCAAGCUGCUUGGCGAUGGUCUUGUAGCCCAUUCCAGCCUUGUGUAGGUCUACAAUCUUGUCCCUGACAUCCUUGGAGAGCUCUUUGGUCUUGGCCAUGGUGGAGAGUUUGGAAUCUGAUUGAUUGAUUGCUUCUGUGGACAGGUGUCUUUUAUACAGGUAACAAGCUGAGAUUAGGAGCACUCCCUUUAAGAAUGUGCUCCUAAUCUCAGCUCGUUACCUGUAUAAAAGACACCUGGGAGCCAGAAAUCUUUCUGAUUGAGAGGGGGUCAAAUACUUAUUUCCCUCAUUUUAAAAUGAAAAUCAAUUUAUAACAUUUUUGACAUGUGUUUUUCUGGAUUUCUUUGUUGUUAUUCUGUCUCUCACUGUUCAAAUAAACCUACCAUUAAAAUUAUAGACUGAUCAUUUCUUUGUCAGUGGGCAAACGUAUAAAAUCAGCAGGGGAUCAAAUACCUUUUUCCCUCACUGUAUAGAUUUGUGUGUGUGUGUGUGUGUGUGUUUAUGCGUGUGCGUGAAGGUUAAUAUUGUUCUUAAAUCGAUUAAUAGGCUUUACAACCCCUGUUCCAUUCAGAUCUGUUAUUUUGGUGUUCCCCAAGCACUCUUUCAAACCUGCACACCGUCAUCACGCAUACCCAUGCACACUCGUGCACACACUUGGGAGUGCUUAUGUGGAAUUUGUUUCUCAAAAUUGCAUAAUUGACUCUCGUUUCUGUGAGUUGUGCAGGACAAUCGGCUCCUGUGAUCCGGGGGGGUUUCCUCUCUGCCUGGCUGGGUAGGGGCUCACUGUGAGACAGGGGGAAGGAUGGGGGAGGGGGAGAAGUGUAUUAAGGGAAUGAAUAUGUGCUUUCUGAGGUCUUAGUCUGUGUGUGUGUUGCGGGGGGAGUGUUAGUGAAUAGAGGUCUGGAGUGUGUGCUCUCUGGCAGGGGGGUGUAUAAAGUUUCAAGUGUGCGCAAUGUUGCAGGGGGAAGGUGUGUUAAGGCCCUCUGUGUUCUCUCUGAAGGCAGCUCUGUUAGUUUAGUGUUUUUCCUCAUUUCCCCUGGCAGUUUUUCUGACACGCUGACACACACUGCUACCAUAAACCGACCUUUGUGCUGCAGCCAGUGAAAAACACAUCCAGACCAGACAGAGCUCACCUUUACGUAUAUACAGGCCUAAACGGACAAACACAUGCACUCUUAUACAUGCAUGCACAUCAUAUAAAAUCAACAGAGUAUAUACACUACCAGUCAAAAGUGUUAGAACACCUACUCAUUCAAGGGUUUUUCUUUAUUUUUUACUAUUUUCUACAUUGUAGAAUAAUAGUGAAGACAUCAACACUAUGAAAUAACAUGGAAUCAUGUAGUAACCAAAAAAGUGUUAAACAAAUCAAAAUAUAUUUUAUAUUCUUCAAAUAGCCACCCUUUGCCUUGAUGACAGCUUUGCACACUCUUGGCAUUCUCUCAACCAGCUUCAUGAGGUAGUCACCUGGAAUGCAUUUCAAUUAACAGGUGUGCCUUGUUAAAAGUUAAUUUGUGGAAUUUCUUUCCUUCUUAAUGCGUUUGAGCCAAUCAGUUGUGUUGUGACAAGGUGGGGGGGGGGGGGGGGGGGGGGGUAUACAGAAGAUAGCCCUAUUUGGUAAAAGACCAAGUCCAUAUUAUGGCAAGAACAGCUCAAAUAAGCAAAGAGAAACAACAGUCCAUCAUUACCUUAAGACAUGAAGGUCAGUCAAUAUGGAAAAUUUCAAUAACUUUUAAAGUUUCUGCAAGUGCAGUCGCAAAGAAACCACUACUAAAGGAGUGGGGGGGUGCUUUGCUGGUGACACUCUCUGAUUUAUUUAGAAUUCAAGGCACACUUAACCAGCAUGGCUACCACAGCAUUCUGCAGUGAUAUGCCAUCCCAUCUGGUUUGGGCUUAGUGGGACUAUCAUUUGUUUUUCAACAGGACAAUGACCCAACACACCUCCAGGCUGUGUAAGGGCUAUUUGACCAAGAAGGAGAGUGAUGGAGUGCUGCAUCAGAUGACUGGGCCUCCACAAUCCCCCGACCUCAACCCAAUUGAGAUGGUUUGGGAUGAGUUGGACCGCAGAGUGAAGGAAAAGCAGCCAACAAGUGCUCAGCACAUGUGGGAACUCCUUCAAGACUGUUGGAAAAGCAUUCCAGGCGAAGCUGGUUGAGAGAAUGCCAGGAGUGUGCAAAGCUGUCAUCAAGGCAAAGGGUGGCUAUUUGAAGAAUCUCAAAUAAAACAUAUUUUGAUUUGUUUAACACUUUUUUGGUUACUACAUGAAUCCAUAUGUGUUAUUUCGUAGUUUUGAUGUAUUCACUAUUAUUCUACAAUGUAGAAAAUAGUAAACAUAAAGAAAACCCCUUGAAUGAGUAGGUGUGUCCAAACUUUUGACUGGGACUGUAUAUGAAUUCAGCAAAAAAAGAAACGUCCCCUUUUCAGGACCGUCUUUCAAAGAUAAUUCUUAAAAAUCCAAUUAACUUCACAGAUCUUCAUUGUGAAGGGUUUAAAUACUGUUUCCCAUGCUUGUUCAAUGAACCAUAAACAAUUAAUGAACAUGCACCUGUGGAACGGUCGUUAAGAGACUAACAGCUUACAGAUGGUAGGCAUUUAAGGUCACAGUUAUGAAAACUUAGGACACUAAAGAGGCCUUUCUACUGACUCUGGAAAACACCAAAAGAAAGAUGCCCAGUGUCCCUGCUCAUCUGUGUGAACGUGCCUUAGGCAUGCUGCAAGGAGGCAUGAGGACUGCAGAUGUGGCCAGAGCAAUAAAUUGCAAUGUCGGUACUGUGAGACGCCUAAGACAGCGCUACAGGGAGACAGGACGGACAGCUGAUCGUCCUCGCAGUGACAGACCACACGUAACAACACCUGCACAGGAUCGGUAGAUCCGAGCAUCACACCUGCAGGACAGGUACAGGAUGGCAACAACAACAGCCCGAGUUACACCAGGAAUGCACAAUCCCUCCAUCAGUGCUCAGACUGUCCGCAAUAGGCUGAGAGAGGCUGGACUGAGGGCUUGUAGGCCUGUUGUAAGGCAGGCCCUCACCAGAAAUCACUGGCAACAACGUCGCCUAUGGGCACAAACCCACCGUUGCUGGACCAGACAGGACUGGCAAAAAGUGCUCUUCACUGACGAGUCGUGGUUUUGUCUCACCAGGGGUGAUGGUCGGAUUCACGUUUAUCGAUUUGGAGGUGGAGGGUCCGUCAUGGUCUGGGGCGGUGUGUCACAGCAUCAUCGGACUGAGCUUGUUGUCAUUGCAGGCAAUGUCAACGCUAUGCUUUACAGGGAAGACCUCCUCCUCCUCCCUCAUGUGGUACCCUUCCUGCAGGCUCAUCCUGACAUGACCCUCCAGCAUGACAAUGCCACCAGCCAUUAUGCUCGUUCUGUGCGUGAUUUCCUGCAAAACAGUAAUGUCAGUGUUCUGCCAUGGCCAGCGAAGAGCCCGGAUCUCAAUCCCAUUGAGCACGUCUGGGAGCUGUUGGAUCGGAGGGUGAGGGCUAGGGCCAUUCCUCCCAGAAAUGUCCGGGAACUUGCAGGUGCCUUGGUGGAAGAAUGGGGUAACAUCUCACAGCAAGAACUGGCAAAUCUGGUGCAGUCCAUGAGGAAGAGAUGCACUGCAGUACUUAAUGCAGCUGGUGGCCACACCAGAUACUGACUGUUACUUUUGAUUUUGACCCCCCCCCCCCCCCCCUUUUGUUCAGGGACACAUUAUUCAAUUUAUGUUAGUCACAUGUCUGUGGAACUUGUUCAGUUUAUGUCUCAGUUGUUGAAUCUUAUGUUCAUACAAAUAUUUACACAUGUUAAGUUUGCUGAAAAUAAACGCAGUUGACAGUGAGGACGUUUCUUUUUUUGCUGAGUUUAUGUACAAGUGGCAAGAAAGUAUGUGAACCCUUCGGAAUUACCUGGAUUUCUGCAUAAAUUGGUCAUAAAAUUUUAUCUGAUCUUCAUCUAAGUCACAACAUAUAUACACAGUAUGUUCAGAAUAAUUGUGAAACUGUUGUUAAACCAUAUGGAAAUAAGGCAAAUAAAAUAACCUUGGGGGGGAUGGAGUUGGUGAGGAGGCUAGCUGCUGAUGUAGGAUUGGCUCUAAAGUUAGAUGGAUUUUAGGGGAACACAUGAAAUCCAAGCCGCUUUAGCUCAACUCGUUGAAACAUUGACUUUUGCGAGAAUUUCAUGUAGCAUUGUUCACCAACAGAUGGUUGCCCCCUUUCACCACUUUCUGACAUACUGUUCCUCCAUCUCUGGAAAGUUUUUAGUUAAGGCAACACAAACAAACAUGGAUAUGUCUCAUUUCUCUCAGGAGGUAAAUGGGGGCAACCGCUAGACUUAGCUAUGUCAUUGGAUGAUGCAUUCAGGGCAGUAUGAGACGGUGGUUUCUCCUCAACUAGACCCUUUGUGUUACGUGUCCAAUGGAGUCUCAUAAGAAGCCCUUUCAUACGGGUGAAACAGGGGUGUUCCCUGGACAGGCGCAAAGGCUUGUUUUUCUCAAUAACAACCUGUUUACAUAAGGCAGGAUCUGAGUUAUCUAUUAACACAUUAAAGCUGCAAUAUGUAACUUUUUGGGCGACCCGACCAGAUUCACAUAGAAAUGUUAGUUAUAGAUCUGUCAUUCACAUUGAAAGCAAGUUUAAGAAGCGGUAUAUCUGUUCUAUGUGUGCUAUUUCUAUGCUUCCCAUUCUUCAGUUUCGUUUUUUGCAUCUUUUUUGUUUUUUGUACACCAGCUGAAAAUGCAAUAUUUUUUGUUAUGUAAAAUAUAUUUCACAGCGGUUUAGAUGGUACAAUGAUUCUCUACACUAUACUUGCUUGUUUUGUCACAUAAACUAAAAUUAGGCGAACUAUUAGAAUUUUAGCAACCAGGAAAAGGCGGAGCGAUUUCUGCAUAGUGCACCUUUUAAAGCAUUGAAGCUGUCAUGCUUCAGGACCCAGUCUUAGACAGACUGGCUUUUUUUCUUGGUGGUUAGUUACUGCUUCCCGUGCCCCACUCCUAUUGUGUGUCCCUGUUUUUAUAAUGAAAAGCAUGUUAUAGGGCUGUGGUUUCAGGCAGGUGAGGGAAUGAACAUACACUCAUACAGUCACAGACCACAUUCUAUAGCAGUGAAAAUUGGUCUAUGUGAUACCGUAACCGUCAAGGGUUCUGUGAUUUUGUUAUUCUCUGUAGAGAUGGGAUGGUAUAUAUUAUUUUCUUACUAAUGGUUAUAAUGAAGUUUGGUGUAUUGAUGGUGUGGCCUUUGUCUGUCCUGUUUGUACAGAGAUGCUGCAGUCGGACAGAUCAAACCUACGCAGGACCCAGAGUGAGGAAACCCCAAGUACAGCCUGUGGCCCCCGCGGCAGGUGAGAACAAACAUACAUACAAAUAUUUAUUUUUACUGACCUGUAUACUAUUUAUACUUAGUUGGAUUCAUACCCCUACAGAAUACAGGUUGUAUGAACAAACUAAUUCACACAAAUAGAUGCACUAAUUUCACAGUUAGGAUGUACAGAGAUUUACUAUGUUUCUCUACUCCCUAGCACACACACAAACUCUCUGAAGUCUUACUUAAAACACAAAUAUACUCCUUUGAGGGUAAUGGUCAGUGCAGUGAUCCAACACAGAGAUGCCUUAAUCAGACCAGUGAUAAGUUACAGAUAAAGAGCAUGCCAAGCGUAAGACACUGUUUUACUACAACACACAGAUAUAUGGUAUUGUAUGGUAUUUCCCUGAAAACAUUAGAGGGCAUUGCUGUGGACCAUUUUUAUUUGGAACACCAUUCAACGGCUCCAUCCAUCUGUCCCUAAAGAGAGGAGUAGAAAGGGAGGUGUAGAGAGAGGCAGAAAGAGACAGAAGUGCAGCGAGUUCUAUGCUAUGUUUUUUUGCAUUCUCCCAUGACGAGAAGCAUGUACCCCCCCCCCCCCCCCCCCCUUCCCAAGGGGGGAAAAAGCCAAAAGGUUUAUACAGUACCAGUCAAAAGUUUGGACAAACCUACUCAUUCAAGGGUUUUUCUUUAUUUUUACUAUUUUCUACAUUGUAGAAUAAUAGUGAAGACAUCAAAACUAUGAAAUACAGAAGAUAGCCCUAUUUGGUAAAAGACCAAGUCCAUAUUAUGGCAAGAACAGCUCAAAUAACGGAUGUUCUUCUGUCCCGCUUUUAGUAUAGGUAGUUGGUGGGGGAAAAUACUCGCCGUGAAGACACAACAUUUCAGAACCUUACUAAAGUUUCCAUUGAUAAUGAUCCAACUUUGUACUCAGCAUUCUGAUGUCUGGGGGGUAAAAACCAACAUGUUUUCAUUGUAUAAAAGCACUUGUAGGAAAGAACCUAUAUUUAGCUUUAGGAAAAUAUGAGUAUAUUUUGAGAGGAAACGGAUCUCACACUGACACUUCUUUGUUCGUGUGUAUGCACGCGCUGGCGCCUGUGUGUGAGAUGGGUUGAGCUGCUUUUUCAAGAUUUUCUUUAUUAUUUGAGUCAUUCCUUAGCAGCACUCCAAAGUCUACCGCAAACAUAUUCUAUAUUAUUCAAAUUUACGUCAGUAGCUUAGCUUUACAUCACAAAUCUACAUUCUGUCCAUUGUCUCAGUAGGAGUUAAAGAGAGGUUAAGGGUCAUUUUAUGUGGUGUGAUUGAUCCUGACCCCUCCCCUGUGACUGUGUAUGUGUUCUGGUCAGGACUCACAGACACUCUGCAGGGGGUUCGCAAGGGGGUUCCCCGAGGGGCUCUCUGACUAAUGGAGAACUGAGUGAGGAGCGGAGUCCUGGGGCUUCUGGUUGCAACUGCUCGGCCAAGAACUCCCACAGCAGCCCUGGGAGUGCAGGUACUAUAACCUUGGAGACAUGAAACUAUUUUUCUGUCACUCUCCAUUCACUUGACACUAGAAUUGAUACAUUUUGACACUAGAAUUGAUACAUUGAUACAUUUUUCCCAGUGUAAAUCAAUCAACUCCUUUACCUGCCCUACCCCACAGGUAAAGUUGAGCUGCCUGCCAACGGGCUGGAGAAUGGCCGUAGCAACCUGGCUCGUCAUACACCCCCACCAUCCUCCCCGUCGGCCCGGUCCCCAACCCCCAGCAGCAGCAGCCCCUCUCCUGGGCUAGACGGCACAGUCUUCCCUCCUCCUACAGAGGCACCCCCUGCUGGCGCUAACCCAGACCCCGCCAACCCAACCACUGCUACAGAGCCUGUUCCAGAGUUACUACCCACUGGGUAAGAUUUUGCGUGUUGGUGCUUGUGUGAUUGGAGUUACGGUCAAUCACCUCACGUGUAACUAGACAUGACCCAAUAUGCCUCUCUCUCUCUCUGCCUCUCUCGCUCGCCUCUCUCUCUCUCUCUCUGCCUCUCUCUCUGCCUCUCUCUCUCUCUGCCUCUCAGCUGGGAGCAGCGAGUCCUACCCCAUGGCAGGGUGUACUAUGUGGACCACAACACAAAGACCACCACCUGGGAGAGACCACUUCCACCUGGGUCAGUCAGCCUACACACUUUGACCUCUACUUCUUCUCCUCCUCUCUUUAUCUCACACUUCCUACCAUCAGAAGAGAGUGACGACAGUUAGCCAGCUCAGUGCAUGAUGGGAUUAUCUCUCUCUGGGAAGGGGAGAUCUUGCCCACUUGUGAACAUUCCCUGCAUGUCUCUCCUUAGCUCAGACUGCUGCCUAUAUAGACAUGCAGAGCUGGAGGAUCCUAGCAGGGUGGUGUUGGGGUGUGAAGUGGGCCCACAGUCAGGGAGUGGCAGACUCAUUGACAGCACAGUAACGUUCCUGGGGAUCUGACUCUGGACAGUCAAGUGAACGGAGACGUCCUAUUUUCUCUGGCUGGAAGAAGCUGACUCCAUUAAAUAUGAGAAAUGACUGAAUAAUUGGUUACCGCCACUCCCCACCCCAACUUAGACUAUUCUAUCCAUUUAGAGGAGUCCUUUUCUUACAGUAGAAGUGUGUCAGGUCUUUUAGUGUGCAUUUUAUGUGUUUGGCCAUUUGGUCUCUCAUCUCUUUAACAGGCUGUGAAUCACCAGCACUGAUGGUUUGAGUCUCUGUUGAUUUCCAGUGGUGUUUUUCACUGUGUGUUGCGGAAACCCAGCUCUCUCUUGUGGGGGUACCAGGGCCUUUUAUUGCCAUUUUAUUUCAGUGAUUAUUUAUUGAUUUUCAUUUGCACUGUGUGAGAAGCCUGUUUGAGGUAAAGGUCACUCCUGCCCCGUCUCACUUUUUCCACAGGAGGGAACGGGCCGGAAAACAAAAGUCCUUUCUUAGAAAGAGCACAUGUAUGCAGCGCUAUGCUGUACCCAUAUGAGGCUCAAUUAGCGUCUUGCCUCUCGGAGGCUGGGCUGGUUCUGACUGCAGCUGCAGGGUUUGGUGCUUAGUGCUUGGGCCCCGUAUCUGGUCUGAGUUAGCAUGGUGCUGCCAUAGUACUGCUCUGUAGGAUAUAGGAGCCAUAGUCCUGCUCUGUAGGAUAUAGGAGCCAUAGUCCUGCUCUGUAGGAUAUAGGAGCCAUAGUCCUGCUCUGUAGGAUAUAGGAGCCAUAGUCCUGCUCUGUAGGAUAUAGGAGCCAUAGUCCUGCUCUGUAGGAUAUAGGAGCCAUAGUCCUGCUCUGUAGGAUAUAGGAGCCAUAGUCCUGCUCUGUAGGAUAUAGGAGCCAUAGUCCUGCUCUGUAGGAUAUAGGAGCCAUAGUCCUGCUCUGUAGGAUAUAGGAGCCAUAGUCCUGCUCUGUAGGAUAUAGGAGCCAUAGUCCUGCUCUGUAGGAUAUAGGAGCCAUAGUCCUGCUCUGUAGGAUAUAGGAGCCAUAGUCCUGCUCUGUAGGAUAUAGGAGCCAUAGUCCUGCUUUGUAGGGUAUCUCAGGGGAACAGCAGCACAGGGAACAGGGAGGGAUGUUACGUUGCAUCUCUCAAAGCUCCUUUUUGAGGAAUUUCUGAGCUCUGUGUGUGUUUGUGUUAGCAUACGGAAGUAUUUGCUGUUUUGUCUUCUAAAUUCUGUUCUGGUUUAGUCAGAGAUAUGGGAAUAGCAACAGCAGCCUCCACACAUAAUAAAACACUACUGCACUGAACCGGAAAUGUGCUCAUGUGUUGGUUUACGUGUGUAUCUGUGGGAUAAUGCAUAUCUUAAUCUUGUGUUUGCAUAUCCUAGCUUGUCUGUGUCCAUAAUUACAUAUGUCUGUCUGUGUAUGUACAUUUGAAUGAUUCUCACUCCUCUCUCUGUCCCUGUACAGUUGGGAGAAGCGUGUGGACCAGCGAGGCAGGUUCUACUAUGUGGACCACAACACCAGAACCACCACAUGGCAGCGGCCCACAGAAGAAUCCGUCCGGAACUAUGAGCAGUGGCAGUCCCAGCGCAACCAGCUCCAGGGAGCCAUGCACCAGUUCAGCCAGAGGUUUCUCUACCAGGUAACUCAAACUCAACAUAGAGGUACUGUACUGUCUGUACUACCUAUUUAGUCCCUUUAGGUGUGGCCCUCUAAAAGCAUCCCUUCAGGAUAGAAUUCUGGGUAAAACGCAAGGGUACAGAAGGGCGUUCAUUGAGGUAAAAAUAAUAAAGCAUUCUGUAUCUGAAAUGGGCGUUCCAUGGUAGAGCAAAUUACUGAAAUGAGCUGCAACUCUCAUCGGUUUCUAUUAAAACCUCCCUACGCCCAACCCACCCAGGCUGCUCGACAAGCUAAUUCUGAGCCUCUUUUCAAAAUAACAUCCACUUCCUCAUUGAUUAUGAGUAACCAUGAGUCCCUGAGAAGUAGCUGGCAGAUAGGCGGGUUCUGUUUUGAAAUGGCCACUUUGCUGAUAGCUGGCUUAUUUUUAGGACGGUCUGUGCAAAAAUGAGUUGACAUACACCACCCCUCUGGCCUAGGGGUUCAGCUGGCUGCUUGGGACUCUGACGUGAUUUAUAUACUUUUAGCUUUGCUCGUCAUUUGAGAGAGAUCAUUCAUUUGCAUUCUGUUACAUUGUAUCAAAUGUUACCACGUUGGAGAAUGUUGCGAACAUGUGCUGGUGCGUUUGUGAGCUGAGCCCAUUAUAAUGUCAUGGUCGAUUUAAAGUAGACUGGCCCCUGACCCUGACCUUACUCAUUAUCAUGUGCUAAGACAGAAAUAUCACACUUGACUCCAACAUUACAGCGGUGUGAGCACACAUGCUUACACACACACACACACACACACACACACACACACACACACACACACACACACACACACACACACACACACACAUAAACGAUUAUGUGACACAGCACACAAUACACACCAAGGCAUAGAUUAAGUACAUAACACACAUACACAGUGGGUUUUUGUGUGAGUGUGCCUGUGCACAUUUGGCCAGUAAUUGCAGCUCGUUAGGAACUCCUGAGAGAGCAGUCUCAGAGUCAUUAACUGCUGUUUCUGGCUCCUCCUCCCAAAUUCCCCCUUUUCUACCUCCUCCUGCUUCUUAUUUGCUCUGUCCAUUCUCACUGAAAGAGGGGCUCAUGCAGCAACACCACUGGAACUGGACCAUUGUCUCAAUACUCAACUACCUAAAAAUGUGAUUUUCCUGUUUUAUAUAUAAUAAUUGAUUGGAUUUAUAUAGUGCUUUUCUACCAACUGAGGUACUCAAAGCGCUUUACAUAGUAGGGGGAAACUCACCUCAUCCACCACCCACCUGGGUGAUGCAUGGUGACAAUUUUGUGCCAGAACACUCACCAGCUAUUAGGUGGAGAGUGAUAUAUGCCAAUUAGGAAUGAUUAGGUGGCCAUGUAGCCAUUGCAAUAAAUGCCAUGGGAUAUUUAUUUAAUUACCACAGAGAGUCAGGACACCCGUUUACUGUCCCAUCUGAAAGUCUGCACCCUACGCAGGGCAAUGUCCCCUUCACUGCUCUGCGGCAUUGGGAUCUCCUUAGACCAGAGGGAAAAGUUCCCUCUAAUGGCCCUCCAACACCACUUCCAGCAGCAUCUGGUCUCCCAUCCAGGGACCAACCAGGACCAACCCUGCUUAGCUUCAGAGGCAAGCCAGCAGUGGAAUGCAGGGCUGUAUGCUGCUGAUAUAUGAAGGUUAUUUCCAAAACGCUAUAUAUCCUUUUUGAGAAAUGUUGGUAAAUUACAUUUUAUUGUUUAAAGAACUUAUGAAAGAGAUUGGUGUGUUUUUCACUUUCUAAUCAUGGCAUGGGGUUUUUGUAUUUGUUUGAAAUCUAUCACUUGAUGGUUUCAUUUCAGAGAGACAAAUAAUCAUGUUUUUCAUAAAGAACUGUACAAAUAAUAUUUGUGACAUCAAUAUUGUAAAAUACAAUUUAAAGAAUCAAUACAGUAAUAUGAGAUCUGUGUGUAAAACAUUUACAUUUGACAUUUUAGACAUUUAGCAGAUGCUCUUAUCCAGAGCGACUUACACUUAGUGCAUUCAUCUUAAGAUAGCUGGGUGAGGCAACCACGUAUCACAGUCAAAUAUACGGUAUGCAAACAUUCCAUUCCAGCUAAAUAAUGGAUAUAUAGCGUUUUGCAAAAUAAACAAAUUUUAAUAGACACCUAAAAUCUAUGAAUAAAAAAUCAGAGGACAGUAAUAUUUUACACACAUGGAGGUACCCAUAAGCAGUCUUAUCUGGUGAAAAAACACACGUUUGAAAAAUGUGUGACUAUAGUGUUUUGGAAAUAAACUCUUCACACUAUGAGGUUGGAAUAAUACUGUGAAAUUGUGAAAAUUAUGAUAAUGCCCUUUUAGUGUAAGAGCUGUUUGAAAAAACGCCUGCAAAUUUAGUCUGUUUUGGUGGGAUGGACUUUUGGCCUUCCAUGGUGACAUCACCAUCCUGUAAAUUAUACUGAACAAAAAUAUAAACGCAACAAUUUCAAUGAUUUUACUGAGUUACAGUUCAUAUAAGGAAAUCAGUCAAUUGAAAUAAAUUAAUUAGGCCCUAAUCUAUUAAUUUCAAAGGACUGGGCAGGGGUGCUGCCAUGGGUGGAUCUAGGAAGGCAUAGGCCCACCCAUUUGGCAGCCAGGCCCACCCACUGGGGAGCCAGGCCCAGCCAAUCAGAAUGAGAUUUUCCCCACAAAAGGGCUUUAUUACAAACAGAAAUACUCCUCAAUUUCAUCAGCUGUCCGGAUGGCUGGUCUCAGACAAUCCCACAGGUGAAGGAGCCAGAUGUGGAGGUCCUGGGCUGGCAUGGUUACACGUGGUCUGUGGUUGUGAGGCCAGUUGGACGUACUGCCAAAUUCUCUAAAAUGAUGUUGGAGGUGGCUUAUGGUAGAGAAAUGAUCUGGCAACAGCUCUGAUGGACAUUCCUGCAGUCAGCAUGCCAAUUGCACGCUCUCUCAAAACUUGAGACAUCUGUGGCAUUGUGUUUGACAAAACUGCACAUUUUAGAGUGGCCUUUUAUUGUCCCCAGCACAAGGUGCACCUGUGUAAUGAUCAUGCUGUUUAAUCUGCUUCUUGAUAUGCCACACCUGUCAGAUGGAUGGAUUAUCUAACAGGGAUGUAAACAAAUUUGUGCACAAUAUUUAAGAGAAAUAUCGCUUUUUGUGUGUAUGGAACAUUUCUGGGAUCUUUUAUUUCAGAUCAUAAAACAUGGAACCAACACUUAACAUGUUGCGUUUAUAUUUCUGUUCAGUAUAGUUAGACUGAUAAGAAAGCCAGUUCCAAACCUCUCUGCCAAUACCAGCUCAUUUUCAGUUUUCCCCUCCCCACUCAGACCACUCCCAGACAGUCCUAGCAAAAUUAUUGCUUGAGAAAUUGCCCUUUGCUAAGAAGCUAUUUUUUGUUUAUUUUUGACAAUUUUAAUUGAAAACUAUCACAGUAAGGUACUUAAUUGAUAUUGUUACCCAGAAAUGAUUUGAUAUUGAGAUAAACACGGCUGCAUUGGACCUUCUGUACACCUUUCUAAGAUAUCACAUUGUUAUACAACCUGGUUAACGCUCAUUUGAGUAUUUUAAUCACUGUUGAGCAUCUUAUCAGGGGUCCUACUAUCACUACCAUUGUUUUUCCCCUUUGAGUGAACUUCUUUUAAGGCUUUUUUUCCAGCGCUAACAUUAGAGUAACUAAAUUAGGGAGACACUACAAUGUAUGCGACAGUGUGCAAUGUAGGUCUAUGUGACUUUUCCCACUCAUAGUGCCGGUCAUUCAUAUGGUUCUAGCAAGGUUUUCAGUGUUCAGAGACUAACUGGCCUUUUUGGUGUAAUUAUCUGGGUCCUGAAGCGGGAUAGAAGGAGUCUGUUACUAUUCUUGAUAAAGGUAUUUAAAAUAGCAUCUCAACUAAAAUCAUCCACUUACCACUCAAUCACCAUAUUAAGUAUUUUAGUACUUCUUUCACUUUACUAUACCACUUUUUACCACCCCCGCUGCUUCUUUUAUUUUUUCUCUUGUUUUCCCUGUCUUAUCCUCUUUCUUCUCUCUCUAGCUCUCUCUCACAUCCUCUUGGAUCUGGCGAGGAACUGAAUGGUCAGGGCAGAAGAUGAUGUCAUGUCUUUAUUUCAUUCUUUUUUUUAACCUUUUUUAGUCACAGAAACACAGAAGGGUGGGUCUCAUAUAUGGAUUGGCUGUUGAUCGAGUGACACACGCGUGCCCCUUUAACUCCAUAUGCCUCUCUCUCCUCUUUGCGCUCUUUACUAUCUUAUUCCUUCAGUUCUUCUCAAACUUUCCAUGAUGAAUUCUCAUAAAUGGGCACAGUAUUAUUAUUCUGGGGAAAUGCUGAGUGAAGUUGUGUGGCGUUACCUUCAGUGACACAUGGACUGCUGUAAGGACAGUUUUGUUUCAUUAUAGGAAGAAACUGCAGACCUGAGGUGAGGAGAAUGAAUGCAUGAAUUAGAUUUGUGUAGGACUUUUCCAAAGGUACAGCUUUCAUACUCAUGAAACCAACAGUCUGUGUACUAACUCCUCACAAACAUCUUAAACAUGCUCGCGCACACACACACAGAUUCAAACACAAUCUCAUACACAUUCAAUUAGUAUUUGCUGUAUACACAUUUUCCGUACAGUGGCACACGCACACACACACACUCUCUCUCUUUCUCUCUGUAUGCACAGGCUGAGUAAACCACACUGGUUCCAGGUCAGGGUGAAUAAAGGUGCUUUUGUCAGGAGGGGGUGGGCAGUCUGGAACAAGGAUGAAUGUUCCCUCAGUUCGCUCAGACAUUGCGCCUCCCUGCUUACUUUCACAGCAUAUCUAGAAGAGGAGGACCUCUGCAGAUGGGUGGGGUAGGGAGGGGCGGGGGGGGGGGGGGGGGGGGGUAGGAGACAGGGUGGGGCUUGACGCCAGCGAGUGAGCUCAUUGGAACAGUGUGGUUUUUUUUCUCUCCUGAGCGUGUAGAUUUUGGAAGGCAUACGAGCUGCGUCUGAGCCUCUCUGUCAGUCUCCUGUUCCAGCUGCAUGAGAGAGGUCACCUCAGCCUUCUGGGGUACGCCUUAGCACCCCUCAAAAAAGACUACUGCCCCGUGACACCCCACGCUCCACUCUGGUCACUCCUGCUCCACUAGACUCGAGGUGUUAAACUGUGUGGUUUCUGUGGCGUUUUGAGGCAUUUGCAGCUUUUUUUUCAUUUUUUUGUCUGUAUGUUUGGUUUUUUGAGGGUUUAUUCUACCUCACAGCAGUGUGAGAAGUCGGUUGAGAGCUUUAUGGACGGACAGAACAAUUUCACACAGAGCCGCUGCAGUAAAGAGAGUGAGAGGAGAAGACAGAAAGGUGGAAGAAGGAGGGAGGAGAGGAAAGUGUUCUAACUGGAAACGUAUUCUCUCUCUUUCUCAAUCAGUCGUCUGGUGCUCCUGCUGUGGAAAAUGACCCUCUUGGUGCGCUCCCUCCAGGAUGGGGUAAGUACACCUUCAUCUACACCUCUCACCAUACUCAUACUAGGCCCUGUAGUCAGUGGCCAUCAGUAAGGCUGUGACGAUACCAGUAUCGCAAUGUUUUUUCCAUGGCAAAAAUUAAAACACAAAGCAGACCAAACUCUUUGGUAAAAACCUGCUGUAUGUAAAAUAUUGUGUGCUAUAGCUUGGAAAAUAAAUAAAUAAAUGGGACUCUGGAUGACAACAUCAUGAUGUUUGUUUCUACCAUUAGGGCUGUUUUCCUAAAGAAGUGAAAUCCGCUUUGUGUUUUGUUUCCUUGCCCAUGAUACUAACGAGUAUCUCAGUACUGGUAUCGUCCCGGCUCUAGCCCUCAGUGGUCCCAGGACCUGAGACCAGUGAGAUGAGUGAGGGGAAAUACUACUGGGUCCAGUGAUGCUGGAGAGUGGCAUUGGCUACAUCGACACCUGCACUACUUGUUAUGAGAGAGGGUUCUGAUGCCUGUAUGCAUUUCAAGGGCACAGGCUUUGUUUUUGUGUUGACGGGGGAGAGUUGGUUUGUGUGUCUUUCUCACACACACACACACACACACACACACAUACAGAUACACACCACUGGGCCCAGAUUUAUUGUUCACUAUCUUGUAUACACUGUGAUAUAUAGCCUUGUCCUUAAUCAAAGAAGCUCAUGCUGAAGAUCCCUUCAUUCUUACAUUCAGCAUAACUCUCCUUACAGUUUAGUUAUUGGUCAACAACAUGAUUGAAAUGUUUUUGGGGGAUUUCAGUCUUUUCCCUGAUAUUAUUGAUUAGUUGUUGGUUCAAGUAUAAUCUCAAGGAAUUGGUUGUAAUAUUCUCUACUUCUAUAUCCCUAUAGCGCUCUACUCUCAUACAUUCAUUCAUUCAUAUUCUCAAAAGCGCAUAUUUUACCAACAUAUUCCCACCCACACAAUUAUACAUUGCGUACACAAAAAAAAACUCCAUCACUCAAAAGUUAUGGUCAUUGGCAUUUCUCUCCACCUCCCAUUUUCACAUGCUUAUCACUUACAUACAAACUCACCCAUGCACACUCAUAUUUUCUAACCAUGAUUCGUUUUCAACAUGUUGCGGCAUCGCAGGCAAAAGCCUCAAUUAUACAUUGGACUUACAUUUUUAUGGAUUUCCUGUAAUGUAUUUAUGUGUGUCAUCUGUGGGGCGUAGAAGAGGGGGUGGAUUGAAAGAAACUCUUAACGGGAGAAGAAAAAGGAGAGAAAGACUUGACCGAGCGCGGGAACAGUAAAAUAAAGGAGGGGUGGAUGAAUACAGGAGGGAAAGUUAAGGAGAGGGGGGGAAAUGAACAGGCUAGUAAGAGUUGCAAGGUGAGGGCUACUGUUCCUGCACGCUCCACACACUUCUGCUAAUGAGAACAAGAUGUCAGAGAGAGAGGAGUGGGGUUGGAGAGGGGGGGGGGGGAUGGAGAGAGAGAUGUGGGGAUGGAGAGAGAGCGGUGGUGGGGGUGGAGAGAGCGCGAGAAGGAUGAGGUGGAGAGAGGGGGCACCAACUACGGUAAGGAAACUAAAGCAACACAGAGAUGUAUAAAGUUGAACAUAUUAACUCACACAACACACUAUACACACAUUCUUGGUGGAGGAAGUUGACACGGUUACCAUGUCAUUAUCUUUCAUGUAGUCAUGUAGUGCUGCACUGCUAGAAAUAGAAAUGAGUCAGCAAAUUGUUAUACUCCUUUUCUAAUACUUCUACUUUCCCUCACAGUUUAGCUCUUGCCCUUUACACCUCUGUAACAUUCUCUCUCUCUGAGCCCCAUGCCCCAAUCUUUCUCAAACACUGUCUUCACCGGAGCCAAGUCAGAAAGGCUGAGGUGGAUUGUAGCAAGGUAUUUUGGAACAAGCUUGAGCGAAAUGCCACACACACGUCAGUUUUCAAUCAGCUUUGCGAGAUUCAGACACCCUUUUUCCCAUUUUCCUCCUCUUCUCUCUUAUUCUCACUCACAACUGUGGUUGACAUUCACAUCUCCGAAGUCCCCAUGCAGUACAGCCACUCUGUCAUGUAACAAAAUAAUAAACUGUUGUUGAUCCAUCCUGUUUUUAACUGUAGCCACUUCUCGUGGUCCCUGUAGAGAAACGGCAGGACAAUGGGAGGGUGUAUUUUGUCAACCACAACACACGGACCACACAGUGGGAGGACCCAAGAACCCAAGGGUAAGCCACUCUGUCUCUGCUCCACUGUGAAAGUGUACGUGCGCAUGCUUGAGUGUGUGUGUGUUUGUUCUGUAUCAUUGUGUGUGUGUUCUGUAUCAUUGUGUGUGUGCGUGUUCAUGUUUGUACACACAGGUGUCUCAGAGAAAUGUCACCAUACUUUGCUACCAUAUUUUCACUGAUAUUACAUUAACUAAUGUAGGAUAGGGACUGGUAGCUCGAGGGCCCAACACUAUGCAGCACACCCAUGUUAUCAUAAUCAUAGACGAAAUGUACAGAUCAUUGAGAUUAAUAUCAAUAGGACAGUGUCGUGUAUCACCACCAUAGUAGGCCAUGUCAACCUGACUAGGGCUGUCCUCUAAGCUGUGUGGGUGGGGUUUAGAUUAGUAUUGUAAGCUAAUUGGUCAAAGAGAGGCCUAGGGCAUCUCUACCCCUGAGCUAGUGUGGAUGGCGCCGCUGUCCCCUCGCAUCAAAUUUAACAGCAAAACUACAGUAAUGGUGGAUGGCCGCUUUAUCUUAAUUGUAUUAGGGAUUUUUAGAUCAUUUUACAAUGUCAUAACAUUUUAUUCAUUAAUCAUUUAGUUCAUUCACUCCCUCAUUCACCCCCUCAGUGAACUUGAGUUAUAUUUUCCCUCGUAUUUAUAUUUUCAUGUUGUAUAACAUCCAUGUGGUCUUAGAAUCAUCACCACUGAGCUCCGAGGUUCUGAGUCCUGUGCAGGGAGAGCUUCUAGUGGGACGGGGAAAGGGCCGGGGCCGGGGGGGGGACAGGUGUGCCUAGUUUGGGGAGCCUCCCGUUUAGGCUCUGCUCACUGCCCUCUCCCUCUUACAGGAUGAUCCAGGAACCCCCCCUGCCCCCUGGCUGGGAAAUGAAGUACACCGUGGAGGGAGUCCGAUAUUUUGUGGAUCACAACUCUCGCACCACCAGCUUUAAAGACCCUCGUCCCGGGUUUGAGUCAGGGUAAAUAUUAUUCUGCAGACCUGUUUUUGAGAAGGCCAGAUACAUUUCCUGAUAAAAUGUUCUGAUAAAAGCACCGUACGACUCAUUUCUGUCAGGGAUUAUGUAUGUAGGGUUCUCUCAUCACAGCCUACUUUUGUCAUCUUUUUUUCUGUUUCUUUGAACCCAAGUGAAUUUACGUUGACUAUCUUCAGGGCAUAGAUAGCUAGCCUAGAUAUGAGAAAGGGGAUAUUAUAUAUACGUACACACAUUGCAAGCAAGCACACACUAAUAUAAACAUGUGUUUUGCCUUGAAGCAUGGCCCUAAUUUUGAAAUCUUCCAAAAAAGACAAAGUCAGGAAAAUGAACAUAUGUGGGCCAACAAAUCAAAUCCAAAGCAGACUGCUCUGCUAUCUGACUCUGUCUGUGUGUAUGUAUGGAUGUGUGUGAUUGAGAGAGAGCAAGUGAUCAUGCUGAUGUUGAAACAUAUGAAGGUCUUGGUGUUAUAUUUUUAGAUGAGUGGCCAUAGAGGGUUCUUAAACUGUCUAAAAUGUUUUACAUUUGAUACUGCUGCAGUCCAUAUCUGUUGCCUCUGUGGUCUGAAACUUCCUAACCAAAACCAAGUUGGGCCUGGCAGCUUUCGACAAAGCGAGUCAGCGAGUAUUAGAGGCCUCUCUCUCUUUCGUUCGGCCUCCAUAUUUCCCCUUCCUUGCUCCGUCUCUCGGUUUCUACUUUGCUGACGAGGCACAUAUCCAGUAUGUCUGUAGUGAAGUGGUGUAGCUUGUACUAACACAGCUGCACACCAAAGCAUACCUCCAUCUCUGGGCUUAACCCAGUUCUUUCACUGCUGCUGCACGUCAGAUCUGACCACCUCCUUAGAAUACUGCCCAAAGUCCUCACUCUGCAGCUCCACAGCUGGGCCUAUUUUCCAGUUUCUAAAGCAUUUGUGCACGGGACAGCCAUGACAGGCCUGUCUUUGCCCAGUACAGCUACAGUAUUCCUCCCCGACAUGCACCAAUUUGAAACCUGGCUUUGUUUUUCGCUGGAACAGCAAAAAAUACACUCCUUUUAUUUCUCUGUAGGUCGAGGACGGGUGGUUCUCCCGGGGCCUAUGAUCGCAGCUUCAGGUGGAAAUACCACCAGUUCCGCUUCCUGUGCCAUGUAAGUGCUGACUCGUCUCUCAGACAGCCCAGUUCUCUUCUACUGUUCCGACUCAGAUCUCUUUGCCUAAUGCCUAGCAUUGAGGAAAUUGAUGUUUACACUUCUCUCUGCCUCUCCAGUCCAAUGCCUUACCCAGCCACGUGAAAAUCUCAGUGUCCAGACAGACUCUAUUUGAGGACUCGUUUCAGCAGGUAAGGAUGACAUGGAGUCAGUUUCCCUGCUGAGGAUAUUCAAUUCUAAAUGUUAUGUAAUUAAACAUGCAUGAGGGUUUCUAUUGUUGGUUAUCUAUUCAUUAGUAUCACUAUUUGUAUUUUAACAACUAAUAUAGGAUCGUAGGGUGGCGGUUUCUUUGUUGUGAUGUAUGUGCUUGUGUUUUGUUCUCUUUCCUCAGAUCAUGAAUGUGAAACCAUAUGACUUGCGUAGAAGACUCUACAUCAUCAUGAGGGGAGAGGAAGGUCUUGAUUAUGGAGGCAUUGCUAGGUAAGAUGGCUGUCUACUGCCUGCAUGCCUGGCCUUCUGCCUCUUACAACAGUUGUCUUUCUUUCUCCUACCUCAGCUAUAAGUAUUCUUUGUCUACCCUGUGUUCCUCACUUAAAUAUCCAUCAUCCAUCAUUUAUCACCUCCCUGUCUCUUGCACUAUCAUCUGUUGUGUGUUUUGGUGUUUGUGGACUUUGUGACAGUGGGUCCACCUCUGGUUGGUGUCAGCAGUGGGAUCCCGGGCUUUGUUCCUCCUGCUCCUCGUGGUCUGUGUUUGCGUGUGUCUCUGUCUCCGGUGUCACGCCAGUGGUUUUACCCUAUGGUAGGUUACGUCAUGCUGUUCUACCACAGGGUAGAACCACGGACGGGAUGUUUGGAUGUGUCUGCACAGCCCCGGUACGACCCCUGGGACUGGCUGGCCGGCCGUGGGGGCAAAGGUCAGGGGCUUAGUGGUGGCCGGGGCUUCAUUCUCUACAUGCAUUCAUGUUCCACAUUAUACUGCUUGUCUUCGUGGUGCUUUAUGGUGUUUUGUGUGUGUUAGUGAGUAUGUAUAUUUGUUUGUCCAUGUACUGACUGUGUAAAGGUAAUGAUUUUGAACAACAAUUCAGUGAUGUCUCAGUGUUGGUUGCAGGGUUAACGUUAGCCGGUAAUGGCCGGCUUUUGGCCGAUAAAAAUAAAUAAAUAUUGAAAAUCCAAUUGUCCGGGAGAAUAAUAAAUCCCAUUGCGAAAUAAUGCUUUUUAGACUAUUCAUUGAUGGAAAUACAUUUGACUGUGGUCAUGCUUAUCGGUCUAUAGGUUAAUUUGCAUAAUUUUGUGGAAUUAAAUUGCCUCGUGUGUACAGUAUAUGCGUUAUGUAUCUUAUUUAUCACUCACGCACAGCAUACAGAGACUUUGAGCUGGAGACGUAUGCAUUUUGAAAACAAGUACUUAAUUGUUUGAAACCUGAAAGUUUUAAUACAUAUGAUUCAUGUCUUACCUUGCUUCAAAUGAGCCUAUUAGAUCUCCUCUCUUUCAAAAUUUCUAACGGAUAUUUUCAUCUCUGUCACAUGAAACCGCUCGCAUGUGCAGUGCCCUUUUGACAACAAUGUUUUCCUGCUAAUUGCAUUAUGUAACGCAAAGCCUACUGCCUUGUGUGCAUUGAUGUGCUUAUAAUGUGAAGAAAUAAUAGUUUAUCAACAUGUUAAGCUAAACGUUCUGAUCUGUUGCAUCACUCGUUGCUUUAAAAAAUAUAUAUAUAUAAAUGUAGCCUAGGCCUUCUGGUUGUAUGAAUUAGGGAUCUAUCAUCCCACAACUGUCCCAGAGUCUGUUUGGAAUAGGCUAUUUCUCCCUUGACAAGCUGACCAGUAGAAUAGGUCAACCUUUCUACUAUGGGGGAUAGUAGUUUGACUUAGGCUAGUGAUUUUGCUGUUCGUUACUCAUUUUGUUGGCUGAGGAAGAGUAAAUGUGGACAGUUAUUCUAACAUCUUCAAAGUGCACAUCAGAAUUCGGUAAGAAGGAAAGCACAUCGUUGCAUCCUCGACUUGACUGUUCUGUUAAUAUGAAUUACCAUGAUCUAAAUGUGAUUUCUAUCAUUCUGAGCACCGUGGGUGGACGCCCUAAUCAGGUUACGCACCCAAUGCAUAUGGGUCUGGUACAUUUCUCAAAUGUCCGGUAAAAUAAAUGUAAAUGUAAAAUAAAAUGUUGCCGGUCAAAUUUCCAGAAACCCUGUUUGGUUGGACCAUUCCUCAGUAUGGCAGUUUCUCUUUCAUAUUUUGCAGACAGAAAGGGGACAUUUGGAAGGCAUUUUGGAGUUGGGUUAUAGCAUUGACAUAAAUAAAUGUUAGCAUACAUUACAGCACUUACUAUGGUGAUAAAUGGAAAAGUCAUUACCAGAAUAAAACCGAUAUCACAAAUACCUGUUAAUUUUUUAGAAGGACAUUUUUGUUGAAACUCCAUACAGCUAAUGACCUCCAUAUUAUAAUUUUAGUAUACAUCUAGAAUUAUUUGUGAAUUUUACAUUAUUGUGCUUUUAUUCCUUAGUUUAGUAGUUACUUCUGAGUUACAUGUGUUUAUUAAUUAGCAAGUGUGUGCUUUGUGCAGAAACCUGACACAAUUUUGAUUAAGUAUUUUGAAAUUAUAGCAACUGUGCCGCUUUUUUGUGCUGUCAGAAUGUCACUGAUUGUUGUUGUCAAAUGUUGUGUGGUUUUGUAAUGUAUGAGAUGUUUUUUAUUCUGUACUACUCUGUAGUCAAUACAAAAAAGCAGUGUCAAAAGUGACAAUCUGUAGCCCUCACACAGCCAGAUUAGGUAGAUCAAUUUCCUGUCCCUUUGAUAGAUAUAGAUGUGUAAUGCCCUGUCUCUCCUCCAUACAGAGAGUGGUUCUUCCUGUUGUCCCAUGAGGUGCUGAACCCCAUGUACUGUCUGUUUGAGUAUGCUGGGAAGAACAACUACUGCCUGCAGAUCAACCCUGCCUCCUCCAUCAACCCUGACCACCUUACAUACUUCCGUUUCAUAGGGCGAUUCAUCGCCAUGGUGAGAAAUGCUUCAUUGGCAAAUUUGGUGCAGAUUUACAACAACAACAAAAAGUCAACUACAGCAAUAGUUCUGGUUAGAAUUUAACAUAUGAUGAGGAUGUGUUGCACAGAAUGAUUUUUAGGAACAGGAGAGGUAAGCAUAGUGUAUGAGGGUCUGUGUGUGUGUUCCUUAAUCUGUAAGUCAUUUUAAAACUGUGUUCCUAAACCAAGUAUAGAACUCUCCCAUCGCCCAUCUUUCCAAACCCAACUCUCUCUGUGACAAUAUCCAGAAGCGACAGAACCCCCCCCCCCCUCCCCCCUUCCAGAGCAUGAGCUCACUGCUGGACCCAGACCACACCUCUUACCUCUUAUCCACCGUUUCACUACUAACUGAAUCAAUCUUCUCCACACAGAGACGGACUUGUAACUUACUCUUACGUUUUCUGUGUGUGCAUUCAGUUAGUAGUGAAACGGUGCGUGUGUGUGUGAUAUCACUUUACUGUGGUUAGGCUAAAUGUGUCUUCAUCUAUGUGUAUCAGCACAGGAGAGAGGUGAAGCGUAUGACAUGUUUUGGUGUAGUACUUAUCGCAUCCACUCUCUCCUCCCCUCUCCCUCUAGGCCCUGUAUCAUGGCAAGUUCAUCGAUACUGGCUUCACUCUGCCGUUCUACAAGCGUAUGCUCAACAAGAAACCCACUCUGAAAGACUUGGAGUCUAUUGACCCUGAGUUUUACAACUCCAUCAUGUGGGUGAAGUAAGUACUCCACCCCUUCAUUAUAUCUGUUUGAAUGUUCGCCCUUGUGGCAAAUUGUGUGAAUCCGAAAAGUAUGUGAAGAGCGUGAUGGAAGCAUUUGACAUAAUUGUGCAGCUUAAAGCUUCAAUAAGUGUACGAUGCGCCUGUGAUCUGUCUACAGAGAUAACAGUCUGGAGGAGGGUGGGGUGGAGCUGUACUUUGCUCAGGAUAUGGAGAUUCUGGGGAAGGUCUCCACCCACCAGCUGAAGGAUGACGGAGAGAAUGAGCUGGUCACCGCAGAGAACAAGGAAGAGUACAUCAGGUCAGCCAUCUCCAUCACUACUUUGUCCCUCUAGUCAGUGUCUCUGUCAGUCACUGUGAUACCCAUCACAGGUGCUCCACAGACUAGCAUUAAUCUUGUUCCAUCUUGACACUCCACUUGCAUCAAUUAAUAUCCUUCCUUGUUGCCUAGAAAAUGCUAUUUUAUCAUCCCUGUCUCGCCACAGUCUGCUGACAGACUGGCGGUUCACACGUGGGGUGGAGGAGCAGACCAAAGCCUUCUUAGAUGGCUUCAAUGAAGUCGUGCCUCUGGAGUGGCUACGCUACUUUGACGAGAAAGAGCUGGAGGUACGUAAUGGGGAUGGAAGAAAAUGUGCUGGAUUAGAUAGGCAGUUAUAGGUUAUGGAGCUUUCACAAAGACUUAAGUUGGUAGAGGGGACUAUUUCUUGCAGAUUCCCUUUCUGUGACUGUGGGUUAAUGGUAUGUUCUCAUUCCUCCCUCCAGCUGAUGCUAUGUGGGAUGCAGGAGAUAGACCUCAGUGAUUGGCAGAAGAACACCAUCUAUCGGCACUACACCAAGAACAGCAAGCAGAUACACUGGUUCUGGCAGGUACAGUACAGUGGCCUCUGUUUACUGCAUCAUGUGUGUGUGUUUGUGUGUGUGACUGUCUAUGUCUCACUAUGUGUACGUAUUACCCGUGUCAUGAGUCUUACCUGUGUAUUGUGUAGGUGGUAAAGGAGAUGGACAAUGAGAAGCGGAUCCGCAUGCUCCAGUUUGUCACAGGAACAUGCCGUCUGCCAGUCGGAGGCUUUGCUGAACUCAUAGGUGCAGUUUAUCCGCCAUUCAUUAACCACAAUUUUCACUGUAAAAUGUAUUUUGACAGAAAUGUAAUUCCAUGUCUAAUAAUCUAACAUAGUCUAUUUUUUCCUUAGGGAGUAAUGGGCCACAAAAAUUCUGUAUAGACAAGGUGGGGAAGGAGACUUGGCUUCCAAGAAGCCACACCUGGUGAGACUGACGUUUUCCUGAAUUCCUUUCCCAUAGUUGAUUUAUUGUUGAUUAUCGUUCCUAUGAUAACAUCAAUUAAUUUUGUCUGUGUAUGUACCCCUACUGAACACAAACUGAUCCCUCACUCUUACUUUUCUCUCCAUCUCAAUCACUCACACAGCUUCAAUCGUCUGGACUUGCCACCCUACAAGAGUCUGGAGCAACUGCGAGAGAAACUUAUGUUUGCCAUCGAGGAGACUGAAGGAUUCGGGCAGGAA
Coregonus sp. 'balchen' is the source of this 33477-nucleotide messenger RNA. Lineage: Eukaryota; Metazoa; Chordata; Actinopteri; Salmoniformes; Salmonidae. The record is from the annotation of a GenBank genome assembly.